This is a messenger RNA of Micropterus dolomieu (smallmouth bass), 2178 nucleotides long. It is a transcript of the gene rhogb, whose product is annotated as ras homolog family member Gb. Gene Ontology annotation, molecular function: GTPase activity; protein kinase binding; GTP binding. Gene Ontology annotation, biological process: regulation of cell shape; regulation of actin cytoskeleton organization; actin filament organization. The record is from RefSeq and is a predicted model, not a curated record. Lineage: Eukaryota; Metazoa; Chordata; Actinopteri; Centrarchiformes; Centrarchidae. Gene Ontology annotation, cellular component: cell projection; cell cortex; cytoskeleton.
CACACCCGGAGCAGCAGCGGGACGGAGCUGAGCAGUGAGCCCGGAGAGGAGGACUGAUGACCGUCAGACGAUGGGACGUCACGUGUUUCUGAAAAAACUGUGUUAACUGAAGGAAACUUAAGGGUCUCUGGCAGCUGGACGAGCCAACAAAUCAGAUUCACUGCAGGUAAACUCAGACAGGUUGCUGAAGGGUCAGAGGUCAUCAUGCAGAGUAUAAAGUGUGUGGUUGUGGGCGACGGUGCUGUGGGGAAGACCUGCCUCCUCAUCUCCUACACCACCGGAGCUUUCCCCAAAGAGUACAUCCCCACGGUGUUCGACAACUACAGCAGCCAGGUGACGGUGGACGGCAGGAUCAUCAGUCUGAACCUGUGGGACACGGCGGGUCAGGAGGAGUACGACCGGCUGAGGACGCUGUCCUACCCGCAGACCAACGUCUUCAUCAUCUGCUUCUCCAUCUCAAGCCCCGCCUCCUACGAGAACGUCAAACACAAGUGGCAUCCAGAGGUUUCUCACCAUUGUCCCGGCGUUCCCAUCCUCCUGGUCGGCACAAAGAGCGACCUCCGGAACGACGGCGAGACUCAGAGGAAGCUGAAGGAGCAGAACCAGACGCCCGUCACCCACCAGCAAGGCGCCGCCCUCGCUCGUCAGAUCCACGCCGUCCGCUACAUGGAGUGUUCGGCCCUCAACCAGGAUGGCAUAAAGGACGUGUUCGCCGAGGCCGUGAGGUCCUUCCUGAACCCGCAGCCCACUGUCACCAAGAAGCCCUGCGUCCUGCUGUAGGACCGAGCCUCGACCCCCCUCUGGGAACCUCCCCGGGGCCGGUUUGAGUCGGGCUGAUUCAGUCGCUGAACUGCCUGAGAGACAGUUUGCAAGAUUUAUGCUAAAAUGUUGUUUUUUUAAUGUUUGGUUAGAAUUUUAUCUUUGAAGAAUUAGACAAAGGUAAUUUAAAUAUUUCUGGCAAAAGAAGAGUUUUAAUUCAGACCAUCUUCACCUUUGAUACAAAUCCAUUUUCAGUUCAAAGUUCAAUGUUUUUAUUUUGCUUUUUUAAACUUUCCCGUUCUCGAUGAAACCACAGCUCACAACUUUUUUCCAUCUUUUUCUCCCACUUCACUCUAAAAAACAAGGUUCACUUCAUCCAAUCACAGCCGCAUGCAGGAGAUGUAACAACAACAGAAAGUUAUUGUAGUAAUUGUAGUUUAAUUGGUCCGCUCGCCAACACGGUGACCGACUGCUCAGGGAGGAGAUUAAGAUCAUUUAAUACUAGGGAUGUUAAGAGAACCGAUACUUCGGUACCAAGUCGAUGCCAUAUUUCUGAAAACAUCAUGGUACUAGUUUUUCUACAGUACCGUAGGAAAAGUGCAGCUGCAGCUCCGCCGUCGUGUUGGGAAACCGGGGUGCUUAAUAUCUAACAUUGGUCAGUUUUGGCAGCUGUUACCUUCCAUAGCUCCGUGUCAAAGCCUUGAUCUCUCCCAAUGUUGGAGAACUUUUAAUUUAGGCAGACGUUUUACAGUUCUGAUCAACUCGAAAUCAUCAAAGAUGUCUGUCCGACAUGGACCAUCUUCAAAGUGCAAUACGAUCCAUUUCAACUGUCAAUAACUGUUUUUGUCUUUCAAUAUGAAUAUCUCAAGACAUUUCACACCUUAGAGUUUGUAGAAAAAAGUUAAGAAUUAAUGUAUUAAAGGAGACCUAUUAUGCUUUUCCACAUUUUAUAACUUAUCUACAGUGUUAUAAUGUUAGAUGUUCAUGUUAAACACGGCCAAAGCUUCAAAUAAUGAGGUUAAAGUAUUCAAAAGAAAUCCCUGUGAGCAAAAACCUCAGAUUUCUGUUUUGAACUGCUUUUUCUACCUUAUUUUACGACACAAAAAGUAAAGUAAGCGCACCAUAAAACGUAGUGUGCGUGUGCAGUGUGUGACAGAACCAUCGACUGUAUGAUUGAUAACAGCUGAUACGCGCACAUUAGUUUCUAUCAUUGAUAAGUAAUAGCUACUCCUGCCAGACAGUAAAGUGGACUAAACUUUACAGUGUAGUGAUGUUAACAAAGCAUGUCGUUAGUGAACACUGCAGCCGGUCAGUUUUUGGUUGUCAUGGUAAUGUAUUACGUCCGACUAUUAACCACACCCCCAUUCUCUGUUUGAGAAAGAACGGCAGUUUAAACUGGCUGGAGGGGCUUUAAAGAGA